This is a messenger RNA of Mytilus trossulus (common blue mussel), 3792 nucleotides long. RefSeq lists its product as uncharacterized. The record is from RefSeq and is a predicted model, not a curated record. The transcript has 2 exons. Gene Ontology annotation, biological process: proteolysis; DNA integration. The coding region runs from base 1 to 3792 and encodes 1263 amino acids. Lineage: Eukaryota; Metazoa; Mollusca; Bivalvia; Mytilida; Mytilidae. Gene Ontology annotation, molecular function: zinc ion binding; aspartic-type endopeptidase activity; nucleic acid binding.
AUGGGAGACGAAGCUGCACCACCUAUAAUAAUUCCAACAAAUUAUGGACGUAUUGACGAAUUUGAUGACAUUUCUGAAGAUUGGAUACAAUACACCGAAAGACUUAACCAUUAUUUUAUUGCAAAUAACAUUGAAAGUAUGGAAAAGCAACGAGCAAUUCUUUUAAGUGCCUGUGGCAAAAAGACAUACAAACUUAUGAGGAAUUUAAGUGCUCCGCAAAAGCCUGGGGAAAAGACUUAUGAUGACAUUGUUAAGUUAGUUACGGAUCACCAACAUCCAAAACCGUCAUCUAUCGUACAGAGGAGCAAGUUUAACAGCAGAUUGAGACAGCCAAACGAAUCGGUGAGCCAGUUUGUAGCAGAGCUUAGACAGAUAUCUGAACAUUGUGAUUACAAAGCUACUCUUGAUGAUAUGUUGAGAGAUAGACUUGUCUGUGGAAUAAAAGAAGACCGUAUUCUGAGACGUUUGUUAGCUGAACCUGAAUUGACAUUCAAAAAAGCAAUGGAAGUUGCAACAGCAAUGGAAAUGGCAGCUAAGAACGCACACGAUCUGCAAGUUCAGGAACCUAAGCAAGUGCACAAAGUUACAAUUCGUAAGGAGGAAUGUUACAGAUGUGGAGGAUCUCAUAAUGCAACGGAUUGUAAAUGGAAAGACGCAAAGUGUUAUGUGUGUGAUAAGAAGGGACAUUUAGCAAAAAAAUGCCGCAAUAAGGGGAAGCAAAAUCCUAAAGAAAAACCGAAAUUUAAGCAACAAACACAGCAAGGGAAAGUGUACCCUAAGCAGCGUCCGACUAAAACACAUUUUGUUGAGGAGGAUAGUGACGAUAUGGAGGAUACCUAUACAAUGUAUCAAUUGGAAGAUACAAAAAGGAAACCGUAUCUAGUGUCCGUUAAACUCAACAACACUGAAAUAAAUAUGGAAAUCGAUACAGGUGCAUCAGUUUCAGUGAUAAGUCAGGAGACAUGUAAACAAGUAUUUGGAAGUGACAAUUCAUUAGAAAAAUCACCGUGUAGCUUGCGUACAUACACAGGAGAGAAAAUUGAUGUGUUAGGAAAACGGAAUGUUACCGUUAUGUACAACAGUCAAAGUGUUGAUUUACCGAUCACCGUGGUUAAGGGAACGGGACCGAGUUUAAUGGGGCGUGAUUGGCUUCAUAAACUACAACUCAACUGGAAAUCAAUAUUCAAAAUUGAGCAAUUGUCACACAAUAAGGAACCGGAAAAGGACAAUGAGUUACAAGACUUGUUACGUAAGUACCCUCAAGUAUUUAAAGAAGAACUAGGUACAUUAAAAGGGACUAAAGCAAGGAUUUAUGUAGAUAAAGACGCUACACCUAAAUAUUUCAAAGCAAGGAUUUAUGUAGAUAAAGACGCUACACCUAAAUAUUUCAAAGCAAGGCCAGUGCCGUACGCACUCAAAGAAAAAAUUGAAAAAGAACUCGAUAGAUUGGAAAAAGGGGGAAAUAUCGAAAAGGUUGAAUUUUCCGAAUGGGCUGCUCCCAUAGUGCCAAUAGUAAAACCAGACAAAUCAGUAAGGAUUUGUGGGGACUACAAAGUAACUAUUAACCAAGUGUCUAAACUUGACAAUUAUCCGAUCCCUAAAACCGAUGAUCUCUAUGCAACAUUAAGUGGGGGACAAGCUUUUUCCAAGCUAGAUUUGAGCCAGGCCUAUCAACAAAUUGUACUCGACGAGGAGUCACGUAAAUAUGUAACAAUCAACACGCAUAAAGGAUUGUAUCAGUAUAAUCGUUUGCCGUUUGGAGUUUCAUCCGCACCGGGAAUAUUUCAAAGAACAAUGGAAAAUUUGUUACAAGGAAUUCCGAGAGUUGUUGUGAGAGUAGACGACAUUCUUAUCACUGGAAGUUUAAAGAGUGAACAUUUAAACAAUUUAGAAACUGUAUUACGCAAGAUACAGGAAUCAGGUAUGAGACUCAACAAGGACAAAUGCGUAUUUCUAGCACCUGAAGUAUUGUAUUUAGGUCAUAGAAUUGAUCAAUAUGGAAUAUAUCCUGUUGAAAACAAGGUCAAAGCGAUCACAGAGGCACCGGAACCUAAAAAUGUUACCGAGUUAAAAUCGUACUUAGGAAUGCUUAACUACUACAACAGAUUUCUGCCGGAUUUAUCUUCAAAACUAGCACCGUUACAUGAACUGUUGAAAAAGGAUAAACAAUGGGAAUGGGUCAAAUCACAACAAGAAGCUUUUGAACUAUCAAAAACUUUACUUAAAUCUUCUAAAGUGUUGGUACAUUAUGACCCGAACAAGGACAUUACUCUAUCGUGUGAUGCUUCAACGUAUGGAAUAGGAGCUGUCCUGUCGCACAAAAUGGAAGAUGGAUGUGACAGACCGGUUGGAUAUGUUUCGCGCACGCUAGCACCCGCCGAGAGGAAUUAUAGUGUUCUUGAGAAGGAGGGAUUAGCCGUUUUAUUCGCACUAAAGAAAUUUCAUCAAUAUUUGUUUGAUAGAACAUUCACAAUUUAUACAGAUCAUAAGCCAUUGGUAGGAUUAUUUAACGAAAAUAAGUAUAUUCCACCAAUGGCAGCCGCAAGAAUUCAGCGUUGGGCUUUGACACUGUCCGCAUAUGAAUAUAAGAUAGUUUACAAAGAAGGAAAGAAGAAUUCUAACGUUGACGCACUAAGCCGUCUACCGUUAAACCGAGUAGGGAAAACGGAAGUACCCGCAGAAAUGAUCAUGCUAAUGGAUAACAUGGAUUCUACGCCGGUAACUGCCCAGCAAAUUAAAGCAUGGACACGCAAGGAUCCGAUAUUGGGACAAAUAACUAACUAUGUUUUGAAAGGUUGGCCAAAUUACAGAGAUAAUGAUGAAAUGAAGCCAUAUUUUAGUCGAAAAACAGAGUUAAGUGUAUUUGACAGUUGUCUUUUGUGGGGAAAUAGAGUUGUUAUUCCAAACCACGGAAGAGAAAUUAUUCUUCAAGAACUACACGAGGGUCAUCAAGGAAUUUCACGUAUGAAAGUACUUGCGAGAGGUUAUGUCUGGUGGCCAAAUAUGGACGCAGAAAUUGAACAGACAGUUCGUGCAUGUCACCAAUGUCAAGUCAAUCGACAUGCUCCAUCAGAAGCUCCAAUGCAUCCUUGGGAAUGGCCGUCAAACCCAUGGUCAAGGAUACAUAUUGAUUAUGCAGGGCCACUGUACGGGAAAAUGUUCUUAGUAUGUGUUGAUGCACACUCAAAAUAUUUGGAUGUACAUGUAGUGAAUUCUGCAACCAGUGCAAACACUAUCGAGAAAUUGCGCACUAUGUUUGCAAUUCAUGGAUUACCAGAAAGCAUCGUGAGUGAUAAUGGAACACCGUUUGCUAGUCAGGAAUUCCAGGAUUUUGUUCAAAGAAACGGAAUUAAGCACAUUCGUUCUUCACCAUAUCAACCUAGCACAAAUGGGUUGGCCGAGCGUGCUGUUCAGACAUUUAAAGAGGGAGAUAGUGUGUACAUUUUGAGUCACAACCGUGAAGCUAAAUGGAUUACAGGAACUUUAGUUAAAAGAACAGGACCAGUUUCGUUUGUCAUUGAAUUAAACGAUGGCAGAACUGUUAAACGACAUCAGAAUCAGAUCAGACACAAAUAUGAUCAGUAUAGUGACAAUAAAUUACCAGAUAUAUCUGAGAUUCCAGAUAUUCAGAUUCCAGUCGUAUCCGACAAUCAUGCAGAUGUAGAAACACCGUCUGGUUCUAGUGACACUAAUGACAAUUCAAAAUCCGUUGUAAAACCUACCGCUGAGACUCCGAGACUGACCAGAACACGGAAACCGCCAAAUAGAUAUGGAGAUUUUGUGUAUAAUUAA